Pseudoliparis swirei is the source of this 1184-nucleotide messenger RNA. RefSeq names its product N-acetyltransferase 8-like 2 (gene nat8l2). The record is from RefSeq and is a predicted model, not a curated record. Gene Ontology annotation, molecular function: N-acetyltransferase activity. Lineage: Eukaryota; Metazoa; Chordata; Actinopteri; Perciformes; Liparidae. The coding region runs from base 128 to 832 and encodes 234 amino acids. The transcript has 2 exons.
CGCAACGAGGGCCGCAGAGUGAGAGGUCCACGAGGGGAUCCUCACCACCGAGCGGCGUCCCCGUCCCCCGAGUUGAAUCUCUGGGUCGACUCAGCCGACUCUCACAUGUCUGAGCCCCUAGAGACUGAUGUUCACGUUCCAUCCGGUCAUGGAGCUGUUGAUCCGCCGGUACCGUCCCUCAGACAAGGACUCCGUGCUCAGCCUCUACAGCAUCGGCAUCCGGGAGCACAUCCGCCCGUGUUUUCUCAACGCCAUGACCAGCCCUCUCUACCUCACCGUCACCCUGGCCCUGUGCGUCGCCGGCCACCUGCUGGGCGCCGCGCUGGGGGCCGUGGUGCUGCCGGGCGCCUGGGUGGGCCUUGUGUACUACUGCUGUCACCUGCUAUACGCCGGCUACGUCAGGAAAGUACUCCAGACGGACAUGCGGGACAUCCCCGGGAACUACAUGAGCCGACCGGAUGACGGUUUCUGGGUGGCGGAGGCCGAGGUUGACGGGAGGACCCGGAUCUUGGGUAUGGUGGCUUUGGUGACCAAAGAAAGUGGGAAGGAGAGGUACGGAGAACUGGUUAGAAUGAUCAUCUCACCGUCGUGCCGGCGGAUGGGCCUGGGCUUCCGGAUGGCUCAGACUGUGAUUGACUUCUGUCAGGAGCGAGGCCUCUCCAAGGUGGCGCUGGAGACCAGCUCCACUCAGGCCGCCGCCCUGUCCCUGUACGAGAAGCUGGGGUUCAGCCACAUCGCCUCACACACCCAUACACAUGUUUCCAAUUGGGUCGUGACGCUGACGAUGGUGUCGAUUUUGGUAAUGGAAAAACGUCUGUCGCGCCUGUCGUGAGCGUGUGAAUGGGUGAAGGACGUGUCGUGUUAAAGCGCUGUCCAAGUGCACCUCCAUUACACAGGCACACGUCUGUUCACCAUUUUAAGAAAAAGACCAAUCAGUCACUGUGAUGUUCCUUUUACACUCCUCUUUAUCAGUCGUUUAAACUCAUGCAUAGAUCAUAGUUGACGGACCAAAUGAUCUGUAAAAUAUGUCCCGCAAAUGAUUAGGUGUCUUCGGUUUGGACCAAGAUUCUCCGACGAUUGAUUGUCUUUUACUUUUUUUUUCAACUGCUGUGAUUGUAUUGCACAAGUGAUCAGUCACAUUUUAACGUUUUAUACACAAAAACAUGCACAAAAUAAAAGCACCU